CGGGCGCUGCGGGGCCAGGGUCCCAGGACGCUCCCUCCCCCAGGCUCUGGUCCGAUUACCUCAGUGUGAACCUGCACCCCCAGAGUCUCUACGUGAUCCGGCAGUACCUGCACGAUGGGGAUUGUGGCUGUCUCGAAGGCUUUGGGCAAGGUGAAAGCCUCCUGCAGGACCCAGCCUGUGUGGAGGAGCUGGAAGAUCGGCUGCACUUCUUUGUGGAGGAGUGUGAUUACCUCCAGGGGUUUCAGGUCCUCUGUGACCUCCACAAUGGAUUCUCUGGAGUGGGUGCCCGGGUGACGGAGCUGCUCCGCGAUGAGUACGCGCGCAAGGGGAUCCUGACGUGGGGCCUGACUCCGGUCCUGGGUGCUGUGGGGGACCCUCAGAAGAGUUUCUGCAGACUGAUGAACACAGCCCUGGGCAUUGCCCACCUGUCCCGGCACAGCUCUCUCUUCUGCCCUCUGUCACUCAAUGGGAGUUUGGGACUCAGGCCAGAACCUCCUGUGACAUUUCCCUACAUAAAAUACAAUGUGAGUGCUGCCCUUGAGCUCCUGCAGCUUUACCCCUCUCUCUCUGUCUUUGAUGGUUUUUCUUGGUGCUGUUCUGCUCAGCAGAGACCUUUUCCUCCUUUUUCACUGGCACUUAACCGCCAACUUUUCAAUUUCUGUAGUUUUCUUCCUGCUUUUGAAAAUAUUAACACAUUUCCUUGGCCCUCGUGCUUUCUGGUGGGUGCUGGCACUGAAGAAAAGCCUUUACUGUAAUUAUUCCCCAUGUUUGGAGUAACUCCAGCCUCACUGGAGCUUCAAGGAGCCAAAAAAGAUAAGAAAAGUGGCAGCAAAGCGUUUGUUAACCAACAGCUGGGCUGGAGCUGCAGUUCCACCCUGGCUGCUUAUCCUAACCGUGAAAUAACUGCAAACCAAUUCUUUUAAACACA
This is a messenger RNA of Zonotrichia albicollis (white-throated sparrow), 928 nucleotides long. NCBI's taxonomy places the organism in Eukaryota, Metazoa, Chordata, Aves, Passeriformes, Passerellidae. The record is from RefSeq and is a predicted model, not a curated record.